AUGUCUCGACGAGAUUCCGCAGUGGACUUUUCCAGCCUGCUGAACCCAGAGGUUGCGGCGGAAAGGGAUCAGGUUUCGCCGCGGCAACAGCAACAGCAACAGAAACAGAACCAGCCAUCGUCACCCGAAGGCGACAUGGCCGCUGUCGGCCUUCUUCGCCCGAACGGGCCUCUGCCAGCGGGAUCACAACCCGCCGACCCACCUACAGAGCUUCCGCGGCCGUACAAGUGUACCAUGUGCGACAAGGCAUUUCACCGGCUAGAGCACCAGACUCGGCACAUCCGGACGCACACCGGAGAGAAGCCCCAUGCCUGCACGUUUCCCGGCUGCAGCAAGCGCUUUUCACGCUCUGACGAGCUGACGCGGCACUCGAGGAUACACAACAACCCCAACUCUAGGAGAGGCAACAAAAGCCACCCGCAACACGCUGGCAUGAUCCACCGGCUGCAGCCCGACGUUAUGGCGCCGCCCCCGGCGCCCAAAGUCAUCCGCUCGGCGCCUCCUACCGCCAUGUCGUCUCCGAACGUGUCGCCUCCGCACUACAGCUCUUACGGGCUCCCUCCACCAUUGAUCCUCAACAGCCCGUACAACCGCAGUUCCCUCGGCAGCCAAAGCGGGCCGGACAUGCUGACAAGAGCCGCCGUGCAGGCGGAACGGGAUAGCAUGCCUGGUCCCCACCAUUAUCCCCCAGCAAGGCAGCAUCCUCUCUACGUCGCCAGUCUGCAUUCGUCGCGAAGCCACCUGCCAGGCCUCGGGGCGUACCACAUGUCGCGCUCGCACUCGCACGACGACCAUGACGACCACUAUGCCCACACGUACAGGCAGCCAAAGAGAUCACGACCCAACUCACCUAAUUCGACAGCCCCUUCGUCCCCCACAUUUUCCCACAACUCACUGUCCCCUACCCCGGACCACACACCGCUCGCCACGCCAGCCCAUUCUCCCCGUCUCCGGCCAUACAGCGGCUGCGAACUGCCCCCAUUCCGCAACCUCUCCCUUGGACCUGCCCCAGCGCUGGCGCCGCUCGAGCCUCAGCCAGAGGGCCAGCUGUCGCUUAACGCACCUCCCCAACCGGCCCCCAGGAGCAACGGCAUCUCGCUCACCGACAUCAUCAGCCAGCCCGACAGCACGCAGCGGAAGUUGCCGGUUCCUAAAGUUGCCGUCCACGACCUACUGGGCCCGAGUGAUGGGUACGUGGCGAGUGGCCGAAGCUCAUCGUCGAACAGCAUCGCGGGAGGGGACCUAUACGACAGGCUGUGA
Molecule: messenger RNA, 1260 nt
Organism: Canariomyces notabilis
Lineage: Eukaryota; Fungi; Ascomycota; Sordariomycetes; Sordariales; Chaetomiaceae
Exons: 2
Coding region: 1-1260 (419 amino acids)
Cellular component (GO): cytoplasm; nucleus
Molecular function (GO): RNA polymerase II cis-regulatory region sequence-specific DNA binding
Source: RefSeq, a predicted model, not a curated record